Talaromyces atroroseus is the source of this 420-nucleotide messenger RNA. RefSeq names its product 60S ribosomal protein L23-A. The record is from RefSeq and is a predicted model, not a curated record. The transcript is spliced from 5 exons. Gene Ontology annotation, biological process: translation. The coding region runs from base 1 to 420 and encodes 139 amino acids. Lineage: Eukaryota; Fungi; Ascomycota; Eurotiomycetes; Eurotiales; Trichocomaceae. Gene Ontology annotation, molecular function: large ribosomal subunit rRNA binding; structural constituent of ribosome. Gene Ontology annotation, cellular component: ribosome; cytosolic large ribosomal subunit.
AUGUCGAACAGAGGUCGUGGUGCCGCUGGCAACAAGCUUAAGAUGACUCUCGGUCUGCCUGUUGGCGCCGUGAUGAACUGCUGCGACAACUCCGGAGCUCGCAACCUGUACAUCAUUGCCGUCACCGGUGCUGGUGCCCGCCUCAACCGUCUCCCCGCUGCUGGUGUCGGUGACAUGGUCAUGGCCACCGUUAAGAAGGGAAAGCCCGAACUCCGAAAGAAGGUUAUGCCCGCUGUUGUUGUCCGUCAGAGCAAGCCAUGGCGACGACCCGACGGUAUCUUCCUCUACUUCGAGGACAACGCUGGUGUUAUUGUCAACGCCAAGGGUGAAAUGAAGGGUUCUGCCAUUACUGGUCCCGUUGGAAAGGAAGCUGCUGAGCUCUGGCCUCGUAUCGCUUCCAACUCCGGUGUUGUCAUGUAA